ACACAAACAGAUUGAUAGAGAGAGAUCAAGUGAUUAACAAUUGGUAGGUAGCUAAGAUAAGCUAAGAUGACAUCGUUCAUGGAAGCAGUGCAGCCGCCGCUGUUUCCAACGAGUACGAUGGGCGCCCUGGCUCUGGGCCUGGCCGCCGUCGUCGUCAUCGUGCUUGUGCACGUCGCCAUGAACGCCUUUGGCCGGCGCGGGUUUCCCCCGAGCCCGGCCAGCCUACCAGUGAUCGGGCACCUCCACCUGCUCCGGCCGCCGGUGCACCGCACCUUCCACGAGCUCGCCGAGCGUCUCGGCCCCCUGAUGCACGUCCUUCUCGGGUCGACGCACUGCGUGGUGGCGAGCUCGGCCGACGUGGCGGCGGAGCUGAUUCGCAGCCACGAGGCGAAGAUCCUGGACCGGCCGCUGACGGUGGUGACCCGGCAGUUCGCGUACGACUCGGCCGGCUUCGUGUUCGCGCCCUACGGCCCGCACUGGCGCUUCGUGAAGCGGCUGUGCAUGUCGGAGCUUCUCGGCCCGCGCACGGUGGAGCAGCUGCGUCCUGUGCGCCGCGUCGGUCUUGUGUCUCUGCUUGGCAGCGUGCUCCAUGCUGCGCCCAGGACGGUGGACCUCACCCGCGAGCUCAUCCGCAUGUCCAACACGUCCAUCAUCCGUAUGGCCGCGAGCACGGUGCCGGGCACCGUGACGGAGGAGGCGCAUGAGCUGGUCAAGGUGGUGGCGGAGCUGAUCGGUGCCUUUAACGCUGACGACUACAUCGCCUUGUGCCGUGGGUGGGACCUGCAGGGCCUGCGAAGGCGGGCCGCCGACGUGCACCGCCGGUUCGACGCGCUGCUGGAGGAGAUCAUAAAGCACAAGGAGGAGGCGAGGGCGGCGAAGAAGAAGGAGCUGGAGGUAGACGGAGCCGGAGGAGGCGGCAGUGGAAAGGACCUGCUGGACAUCCUGCUGGACAAGGCGGAGGACGGCGCGGCGGCGGUGAAGCUCCGCAGAGACAACAUCAAGGCCAUCAUCAUCGACGUGGUUACUGCCGGUUCCGACACUUCGGCAGCCAUGGUGGAGUGGAUGCUGGCGGAGCUGAUGAACCACUCGGAGGCCCUGCGCAAGGUGCGGGACGAGAUCGACGGCGUGGUGGGCCGGGACAGGAUCGCCGGCGAGGCCGACCUGCCCAGCCUGCCGUAUCUGCAGGCAGCGUACAAGGAGACGCUGCGGCUGCGGCCGGCGGCGCCCAUCGCGCACCGGCAGUCCACGGAGGAGAUCCACAUCCGAGGGUACAGGGUGCCGGCGCAGGCGGCAGUGUUCUUCAACUUGUGGUCCAUCGGGCGCGACCCGGCCUACUGGGACGCGCCGCUGGAGUUCAGGCCGGAGAGGUUCCUCGCCGGCGGCGGUAGCGAGGGCCUGGAGCCGCGCGGGCAGCACUUCCAGUUCAUGCCGUUCGGGAGCGGGAGGCGCGGAUGCCCCGGCAUGGGGCUGGCGCUGCAGUCGGUGCCGGCAGUAGUGGCGGCGCUCGUGCAGUGCUUCGAUUGGGAAUGCUCAACGGGGUGGAUGGAGAUAGACAUGGAGGAGGGCGACGGGCUGGUGUGCGCGCGGAAGCAUCCGCUGCUGCUCCACGCCCACCCGCGCCUCACCCCCUUCCCGCCGCUCCUCUAGCCCAUCUAUCAUUCUAUCCCUAGCUUCCAUUCACUCAACAAAACUUGUAUGACCUACUACUACACAUGGAUCAAGGCGUGCUAAUGGGUUGGAUAAAAAUGGAUUAAAUGGGUUGGUUUUAAUUUGGAUUGUGUUUGGUUUGGUGUAAAUGGAUUGUUACUUCAAAUGGUUUGGAUUGGAUUGGGUUAUGAAGACAAAUGGAUUGAUAUGGACUGGAUUUGGUUAACUGA
Oryza brachyantha (malo sina) is the source of this 1877-nucleotide messenger RNA. RefSeq names its product cytochrome P450 93G1-like. The coding region runs from base 67 to 1647 and encodes 526 amino acids. Lineage: Eukaryota; Viridiplantae; Streptophyta; Magnoliopsida; Poales; Poaceae. The record is from RefSeq and is a predicted model, not a curated record. Gene Ontology annotation, molecular function: heme binding; iron ion binding; oxidoreductase activity, acting on paired donors, with incorporation or reduction of molecular oxygen, NAD(P)H as one donor, and incorporation of one atom of oxygen. Gene Ontology annotation, cellular component: membrane. The transcript has 2 exons.